AGCUUCCUUUUUUUGGCUCGAGCCGUCACGGCCCGGUCGCCUCGUUCGCAGGGCUGCUGUGCGAAUUGCCUGCUUCGGCUGCACGUCAGCCCAGGCAUACCCGCGCCCGCGUUUUGAACAUUCACUACGGGAGAUGUUUCCUCGGUUUCGACCUCCAGGGGCCCUCGCCGGGCCCCGGGACCGUCCAAAGCUGUCUGGGAUGAAUAUCCGGCCCUGGGAAGAGUGCCGGGACUUCCAGGGACCACGUGUCGAACACGUCAAUGCGUCGGAUGCCUGGUAGAGUGACCCUUCGCAGGAGCGACCCGUUGUGCGGUCGCGCAGGAUCUCCCAGCACUGGCCUGCGCGCUUGGACGUGACCCCGUCGCGGCCCCCGAAAGCCGCGCACGAAAGGUCGUCCCUGCCCAGGCUCGCUCUUGCGCUCUUGCGUGUAGGCGACUGCUGUAAAGUCUCAGGGCUUCCAGUGGGAGCUGGGUAAGUGGCUCUUCCUCCCUCUCCUGCUCCGCAUUCUCCUUCGUCUCUUCCUCCUCAUUCUCCCCCCUCCCUUCCCCUCACCCCCUCCGCCUUCUGAUUUACCUCGCUUGCCACAGUCCCUGAGACAGCAUACUCGCGGUAAUGGAAGCAUCAAGUUACAUUCCGCUCACAUUUUUUGAGCGACAUUUCGCGGCGUCGUUGAAGCCCAUCUAUGCGGUAAGUUUCUACCUCGAAUGCGCCGCUCCACCAGUUGACUUUCUUCGGCAGCGUGUUGCUGAUAUUGUGCAACUGAAUCCAUGGCUUGUGUCGAGCAUGGUGGAUCAUCCAGAAGCGGGAAUCGCUGAUCAAUUAUGUUUUCCUUCAAACGGUCCAUGGCCUGAUUGUUUUCAUGUGGUGACGUCGGGUUCUUGCGGUUUGAGCGCUCAGGCGCCAUACGGGGAAAUAGCGGAAUGUGUUGUACAUGCAUGCGAAAACACUCGCGGACCUGCGGAGUUGUGCGCAGCUGGGUUUCGAGUGGUUAUGGUCUCUGAGCUUGCUGCGGAUGGUAUUGCUCUUAUCAUGAAAUUAAGCCACGUGUUCGGUGACGGCGCUACGUUUUAUAAAUUAUUCAACAUGAUGUCCGUCGAUGCAGUGGCAGUCUCGUUGCUCAGAAGCCCAAUCGAGGAGUUCACAUGUUGCGAAAAGGCUGCACUUGGUGCGGAUGAGCAGUAUUUCAUGACAGCCGGAGAUGUUUGUACUGGUUUUAGAGUGAACGAGAAAGCGUCAGCGAGUGUACAUGCUUUCGCGAUUGACAUGGAGGCUGUUGCGUGUGCGAAGUCGUGUGCCCUUGGCGCCCAUCCCGAGGUUAACGCACUGUCGUCAAAUGAUAUAAUCACCGCAGCGUUCUUGCAAGCAUCGCAGUGCAGUUGGGCAGUGAUGCCUGUAGAUCUUCGUCAUCGCCUGGAGUGUUUACGGGGUCUUCAGUCUUUUCUUGCUGGCAACUACGCGAACGAGAUUGUUCUUUUACCGACGGAUUUCUCUUCACCAGUGGGCAUCCGCAGCGUUGUAGAGAGUUUGCGAAGAGGAAAGUCUACGCCACUCCCGAGCAUCGAGAUGCAGCAGAGCGGUGACGUUUCGUGUGUCACCAACGUGGGGACUUUUGCAGCAGAGCGCGGCGUGCAGCUUCCAGGGUGCACGCUUUCACUUCAUUUGCCAAUGAGGCCGCUUCCGCUAAUUUGGCGAGAUAUUGCAUACAUCUUUCGUCCACGUCCUCACACUUUGGGGAUCAUCUGUGCCGGGCACGGAUUGAGCUGCAGCGAGACAAGCUUGCGACAGAGCGCCAUCGGGAAGUUUCUCGGGCCACGCCUUUGAAGUGGCAAGGUCCGUAUGGUCACUCACAAUCAGUGAAAAGCGUGGGUGAUUGCGGAAGUCUCAGCAGCUGCCCCUGAUCUUUGGGAUGCUUGGAUCGAGUGUUUUAGGUACCGCCUUGAUUUCGGUCAGACCUGGACACCCGGCGAGGCCAGAAACUCUCGUGUUGCAUUGCUGUGCCCCUCCGGACAGCCUUGGCUUCGAGAAUCGCGCCCUAACGUAACAAAGAAGACAUCGGCACCGCGGCGGCGGCGAAUCUCCCAGACCAUGGACAGGCGCAGUAGUUUCUGCGCCCAGCGAAGACAAGUGCGCAAGCGACCGAAACCGACUCCCUGCAAGCAUGUUUCCCGCAUGCACGUCCUUUUGAAG
Messenger RNA from Prorocentrum cordatum, 2187 nucleotides. Lineage: Eukaryota; Dinophyceae; Prorocentrales; Prorocentraceae. The record is from the annotation of a GenBank genome assembly.